This is a messenger RNA of Malaya genurostris, 1747 nucleotides long. RefSeq names its product putative odorant-binding protein A10. Bases 1204 to 1614 code for a protein of 136 amino acids. NCBI's taxonomy places the organism in Eukaryota, Metazoa, Arthropoda, Insecta, Diptera, Culicidae. The record is from RefSeq and is a predicted model, not a curated record. The transcript has 3 exons.
GAAAGAAAAAAAGAAAAAAACAAAUGCCAAGGUGUAAUAAAACUGAGCCGGUAAGUGAUCAAGUAAGUAAGCAGGUAGGCAAUCAAGUACGGAUAGCGCGUAUGUAACGCAGUACCGCACCACCAUUCUUUCUCUUUCUUUCUCUCUCUCUCUCUCUCUCUCUCUCUCUCUCUCUCUCUCUCUUGAACACGGCCCAUGGGAGGGGGGCACAUGAAAUGCAAAAACGGUGUCGGUGCCUGUAAGUAGAUAGGUGUGCGGACGGUGCUCGGCGUCGACUAAAGUAUGUCCCAUUGCAAUCAGUUUCGGUCUGCCACGGGUAGUUUUUGGACUUCAUGCAGCCCCCGCAGUGGUGUGUGUGUGUGUGGAGUGCAAAUUUGAUCAGGUACACCAAACCCCACUCCUAGGAUCACCAUUGCCUUCGGGACUGACGGACAGUUUCAGACCAAUACAGCAGCAGCAGCAGCGACGCCGUUGGGUUUUUUUUUCUUUCCUCUUCUUCUUCUUUCGUUUCGUCUUCCAUCUGUUCUGCCUGGCAGAAGGAUCCAAUUUUUUCCCCAUUUCAUCGUCGUCGUUGUCCGAGUUUGGUACGACGAGUGGUAAGCGAGUACAGAAGAAAGAAGUUUUGCGAAGUGAACGCGCAUUGAGAAAAUUUUCCCGAUUCUAAGUGCCGAAACGAAACCGAGGAACGGUAGGAGAAAAAAGUUUUCAUCCAAGUGGAAAUUUCAUUACCACGUGUUGUUGUUGGAAUGCUGCAAAAAAGGGAGCAGAGAGAAUAACAAAAAAAAAGAAAAAAAGUUGUUAUCAGUAAGUUGCAAGUUUCGGUGCAUUUUCUUUUCUUCUGUGCGUUUGUGUCAAAUUGAGUGCACGGUCCAGCGGAAGACGCAAAGAGCGCGAACAGCGAAAUUCCCUCGAAGGCGACUGGGUUAAGCGUGGUUUCAGUGCGGAACGUCGUUGCUUGAAAGGUUUCCAUUAUUAGAUAAUACCGUUUUUUUUCGGCAUCGAAAAAAUAACCCACAAUAAACCAACCACGAGGCAGAAGCAGCAGCAGUAGCAACGUGCAUCUUUUCAGUAUCCGAGCUUAAAGUGGUCAUCAUCGACCACUGGAAGGAGUUAGGCGAAAAAAAAACGAACAUUCACCGGUGGUUGAAGCAGUGAGCUGAUUACAGCAGAGCACAAACAGCAGAGCAAAAGCGGGAGCAAAAAAUGUUUUCAGAAGUACGGAUUGUGUCUCGUCGCAGUGUUAUCUGCCUUCAGCUUGUUACCGUGACUUUAGUGCUACUAUGUGUGGUGCCCUCGAUACGAGCAGCCGAAACAGUUACCGGCACCGUGUCUGCUCCGACUACGGCCACUCAAAAAUCACAGGUUUCCGAUGAAGCACUCGACAAAGCACUCAGUGAUAAACGGUAUCUGAUGCGGCAGCUGAAAUGUGCCCUUGGAGAAGUGCCAUGUGAUCCGGUUGGAAAGCGGCUGAAAAGCUUAGCUCCUUUCGUCCUACGCGGUGCCUGUCCGCAAUGUACUCCAACCGAGAUGACCCAGAUCAAGAAAACAUUGGCCCACCUGCAGCGAAACUUCCCUGCCGAGUGGAACAAAUUGGUGCAGACGUACGCGGGUUGAAGGACAUGGGCUUGUUUUUCGGAAUUUAACCAUCGUGCCUACUGGAAAACGUGUUGCUUCCGUAGUUAUAAGAAAUGAUUUUUUUUUCUACAAACACUAAACCAAAAUGACAAUAAAAAUUGUUUGCUCAAAA